AUGGCGCAAACGUCUUCGACCGGUGAAGCUGAUACUUUUGACUCAAUCUGCAUUACUCGGCUUCACGAACAUUCACAUGGUGGCCUGGCUUCCGGAUCGUUAGAGCACUUCGUGUCUCCUGUAUCUAUCGACCUAGGAGGACCACACACUAUCUCUACUGCUCUGGCAUCCAAACUCCUCGAAAUCGGCCUCGACGAACUAGACGCCUUGGUAAAGAUUAAGAGACACAUUGUUCAUGUUGACUGGAGAUACGAAACUCCAAAUCCCAAAUUCACAACGAGGCACCUUGUCAUCGCAGGAUCAUUUCCCAUGAUCGCAUUCGCUGGCGGGACACAAUGGUUUGAGAACGUUGCCAGAACGUCAGUCUUUCGAGGUGAACAGGAGACAAUGCCUAUUCCGGAUGAUCUACGGGAUCCAGCAUGGAUUACUCCUCUGACCUCACGGAAACCUUCCUUGAAUACUGGACCCCAACUUGGAAACCUCAGCGGCUUGCAACACACAUGCCGGCAAGAGCCAAAUCGAUGGGCCAGAGCUCUUUCUCCCCCAGAACUUUCAGACACCUCUCGGACAGUAUCCCCGGACCCAGAAGAUGACCAGCUAUCCAACUGCUCAGACACAGCUUCAACUGGGAGCGCAUUCUCUGAGGCUACAGCCCCCCGCAUCUACACCCCCGCGCCAUCUAGGCAGAACUCUUCCAGCCUAGCCGAUAUCAAUGGUGCCUGGAUGGACUGCCAGAUCCAACAGCAAUUCCAAAGCGAGGCCUUUCAACAGCAAAGAAAACAGGCUGAAGACCUGUAUAUGCGCACCGGAGAUGUCAGUGGCCUCAUUGGCGUGAUCAAGACAGCGAGCCAGUUCUCACAGAGUGGUUCAUCCACUGGAGCUUUUGGGCCAUAA
Podospora anserina S mat+ is the source of this 894-nucleotide messenger RNA. RefSeq lists its product as uncharacterized. Bases 1 to 894 code for a protein of 297 amino acids. The transcript is spliced from 2 exons. NCBI's taxonomy places the organism in Eukaryota, Fungi, Ascomycota, Sordariomycetes, Sordariales, Podosporaceae. The record is from RefSeq and is a predicted model, not a curated record.